This is a messenger RNA of Vollenhovia emeryi, 1259 nucleotides long. RefSeq lists its product as uncharacterized. The annotation marks the transcript as partial. NCBI's taxonomy places the organism in Eukaryota, Metazoa, Arthropoda, Insecta, Hymenoptera, Formicidae. The transcript has a single exon. The record is from RefSeq and is a predicted model, not a curated record.
AUGUCUAAACGAGGGAAGGAAAAUACUUUAUUCAAUUAUAUGAUAAAGAAACCAAAGUCUACCGAUGAAAAUCAGUCUUCACCUGUUCCUGUUUCUGUUCCUGUUUCUGUUCCUGUUCCUGUUCCUGCUCUCGACAAUAACACUGAGAAUGCUGGUACUAGUUCCGGUUCUAAGGAAGAUAUUCCACGAACUAACGCUCAAAAUAUUUUAGAUUUAGGUUGUUACACGGAAUUAAAAAACAAAAUUGAUGAUAAUUUAAAGUGUAGAUUACUGGAUUCGCCUUGGCAACCGGACAAAUCAUUUAAGUUCCCAGUAAGCGAUGGAAAGAAAAAACUGAAAUUUCAAGUAACGUGGUUUGAUCGGUUCCCAUGGCUGGUUUAUACGACAAAAGGUCAGCAAGGCGCCUUAUGUAAAUUUUGUGUAUUAUUCGCCCGAGAUUGCGCAGGUAAAGGGUCUCAUCAGCAGUUAAAGUCUUUAGUUACCCAGCCGCUGAACAAAUGGAAAGAUGCCCUUUCUGAUUUUAAACGUCAUGGUGAAAGCCAGUAUCAUAAAGAAUGCAUGAUAUUGGCUGAUAAUUUUCUUCGAGUGUUUAAAAAAUUGCAACCGGACAUUAUUAGCCAAAUCGAUACAGGACGCUUAACGCUAAUAGCCGAAAAUCGUACAAAACUCAUUCCCAUUAUUGAAACUAUUAAAUUGUGUGGCCGACAGGAAUUGGCAUUGAGAGGGACAUGCGAUUUAGGACCGAUUAAAAUCAACGAUCCUGAACCAGAAAUAAAUGACGGUAACUUUAGAGCUAUUUUACGAAUGCGAAACAACUGUGGUGAUUUAAAUCUAAGGAAGCACUCGGAAAGUAUGAUGUUGAACGCUACGUACUUAAGCCCGGAUAUACAAAAUGAAUUAAUUGCAACUUGUGGUGAAAUUAUUCAAAAUAAAUUAGUUGAUAAGAUAAAUUCUGCUAAGUACUUUUCGAUACUGGUUGAUGAAACGACUGAUAUUUCACGACAAGAACAAAUGUCAAUUUGUGUUAGAUAUACGGAGCCCAAAGAUGAUAUAUUUAUAUUGCACGAAGAUUUCUUGAGUUUUGUUUCAGUUGAGAGAACUACAGGAACAUUUUUAGCUAAUGCAAUUCUUUUAGAAUUAAAACGUUUAGGAAUUAACUGCGAAUACUUAAUCGGACAAGGAUAUGAUGGUGCCGCCGCAAUGAAAGGCUGUUUUAACGGUGUACAGACAGUAAUCCGUGAGAUUCAUCCGGAAGCUUU